This is a messenger RNA of Pecten maximus, 1310 nucleotides long. Its product is annotated as nidogen-2-like. The coding region runs from base 73 to 651 and encodes 192 amino acids. Gene Ontology annotation, molecular function: calcium ion binding. The record is from RefSeq and is a predicted model, not a curated record. The transcript is spliced from 5 exons. NCBI's taxonomy places the organism in Eukaryota, Metazoa, Mollusca, Bivalvia, Pectinida, Pectinidae.
CCACGUUUUGUAUAUAAACUGAUAUAGUCUAUUUAGAUUCUAGGGCGGCAGCGCCAUAUUGAGGACGAUAUCAUGACGAUUUUUACAGUUUGGUUGAUCCUUGCAACGGUAAUAACAAGAGUUGUAGCAGUUCCACGUUUAUCUACAACUUCAGCUACAACUACACCCACUGUCACUGUCGAUCCAUGUCAGUCUUGCCACAAAAAUGCUGUCUGUCCUCAGAACGUUUGCCAAUGUAAGAGAGGAUUCGUUGGGAAUGGCUUCUACUGCGAAAUCAAUGAAUGUAUGUCACGGAACAAUCCAUGCGAUUUAAAUGCAGACUGCUAUAAAUCUGUUGGGUCCUACAACUGUCUGUGUCGACCUGGCUUCGAGGGAGACGGAUUUACCUGCAGGCCUUCAGUUCAACCGCCAAACCCAAAUCCGGGUAUACAACGUUCCUCUGACACUAUGAUGAGAGGAACUAGCUACCGGUCAAUUCAACACGAGCUUAUUCCGCUUCUCCGCCCAGACCCAUCGCCGACGCCUUAUCCAACGACAGUAUCUACAUAUUCAACAACUGGGAACCCAACCUCUACAACUACAGCUAAGUUUCCAACCUCUACAACCACAACUGGGAAGCCAACCACUACAACCAACAUAUGGCCACCCUAACUUUAAGAACGACUGAAACAGCAAGGAUCACAGAUAAAUCUUCCGCAUGAAAGUCUUGACAGCUUUGACUGAAAACGCUCGAAUCAUAAAGCAGUGAAAUCAUCGUUUAAAGAUUUGAAACUGGAAAAAUAAUCAAGAAAGUUUUAUUGAAAUAUUGUAGCAAAAUGAAAAUACAAGUAUUAAGAUAUAGUAUAUAACAAUCAUUAUCAACUUAGCUUACAUGCAGCUGUUAAUCAAAUUUUCAUCAAAAGAAACUAUUUCUGAUACGUCAGUGUAUGGUAUAAUAUAAAAUGUAUCAAUACCUAGAGGAAUUUCGUGUUGGGAUUGUGAUCUUUAAAUAGUAAUAACUAAUCACUAUAUGCUACAAAAUACAUAUGUAGAGGAUAUUGAUUUUUUUCCCCAUUUAAUAUAACAUACAUUUCACGAGUAUGACAGAAUAUCGAUAUAUUCUGUCAUACGAGUGAAAGAUAUGUUAUAGUAAACGGGAAACGAUUCAAUUUUCUUUUGAUUGCAUUUUAUAUACCUAAAAACAAAAUUUAAAAAAACGAAAAAUUGAGUGUCAAAAAGAGUGGGAUUUCAGUGGAAAUAUAAGUUUUAUUAGUUUGAUAUCUUUCUGUAUUUCACUGGCAAAAAUGCAAUAAAGUAUUUUAUUACAACAA